UAAAACAGGCAGACAGAGUCACUGAAACCCAGAGCUCAGAUCUCAGCCAGCCGCUGCAGUCGCUCCUUUAUUAUAACGGCUCGAGAUGGGCCUUCAGCAUGGAGAAGGAAAUUGACUUUUAUAAGCAUUUUACUUGGCUUAAAAAGGUUAACCUCCAGUGCUCAAGCAACAAUGAGACCUAUCAAGAGCGGCUGGCGAGAUUAGAAGGGGACAAAGAGUCUCUGGUUCUCCAGGUGAGUGUUCUCACUGACCAGGUUGAAGCUCAAGGAGAAAAGAUCAGAGAUCUGGAAAGUUCCCUGGAAGAACAUCAUCACAAACUCAUUUCUACUGAGGAAAUGCUCCAGCAGGAGCUCGUCAGCCGAACCUCACUGGAGACGCAGAAACUGGAACUCAUGGAUGAAGUUUCCUAUCUGAAACUCAAGCUAGUCGGCAUGGAGGAGGAACACAACCAUAUGGACGAACAGCAGAAACAUCAUAAAGCCGAGAGUGUGGUUAAUCUAAUUAGUGAACUACAGGAGCAGAUGUGUAAAUUCCAGGAGGAAAUCAGCAAUCGCAUUCAGGAGCAGAGGGCCCUGGAGAGCCUGGGGGACAAUGGCACACGCGAGGCUCUCGACCAGAGCCCCGAUGUGGGCCUUGGUGCAUCGGAUGCUGAGGAAUGCAGCUGCCGCUGUAGAAGCGGAGGAGAGAAUGCUUUGCUACAAGAGCUACGCCUUCUUAAGAGCAAAGUUGAAGAACUGGAGGGGGAGAAAUCACAAUAUGAGAGGAAGCUCAAAGCCACUAAGACAGAGAUUGCCAAACUCCAGCAGCUGCUUGUUACAAAGGAUGCUGAAAUCGAGUGUCUACAGAACCAGCUUCUGUCCCGAGGAACCAUCAGCAAUGACAUCACAGAGAGAGAGGAGGUGUAUAAGAGAAAACUGAAAGACAAACAUCAAGAGCUGCAGAGGUUAAAAACUGGAAUGGAGACACUAAUAGCUGCCAAUAAUCAAAAGGAUCGACACAUAGAGGAACUCAAUCUUCUGUUGGGCCAGUACAGAAAAUUGAAGGACGGCUUGGCCCUUUCUCAAGUGGCCAAUGAUACGUUGCUGUCUGGCAGCAGUGAAGAGGAUCUUAGUGGCAAUCGAAAAAUAAGAACCCUGACGCAUAAAGCAUACUCUGACAUUGUCAGAUCAGAGCUACAGAUGUCUUCCCGAGGCCCUUCGCCACUCCUUGUCUCUCCUCCAUGUUUACAGAGGGAACUGGACUCCAGCUGUCGCAGUAUACAGCCCUCCAUGGAGACCUCGAUGGUAUCCAUUGGCGACUUGGGCUUUUACAGCAGACAAUGGUCAAUGCCACGGAUGCUGUCCACCAGCUUGGAAGAACUCCAGAGCGGAAGCUUACCGAUGCAUGUAGUGGGCCAACCAGUAGAGGCUGUUUUAGAGAACCGAUAUAAUCCUGAAAAUAACAAAUUCCAGACGCUUCCGGGCAAGUUUAGCCGUCCAGAGCAGAACGGAGUGAGACUGCAGCAGUCUUCCCCUCUGCAGCUGUCACCUGAUGAAAGUGAAGACAGCGAAUUCAACCUGAGGCCGCGGAGAAAGCAUGAUCAGUUUGCGCUCGGAAAGGCGGAGAAGACGGAUGACUCGACCCUGUCUGACCUCUCGCCGAUAUCGUCUGGAGUAGAAUCAGGUCAGCAGUCUCCCGUUUCACCAGAGCACAAGAAGAACCAGAAAGGCAUUCGAAAACUGUGGGGAAAGAUCAGGAGAACACAGUCAGGCAGUCUUCCUGCAGACAGUUCUGAUUCUGACUUCAAGCGAGGGGGCUUCAGGGCCACGGCCGGCCCUCGACUCGCCUCUGCGCGUGACACGAACGCCCCCUUCUCGAAAUGGUCAUGUGAUCAGGUGUGUGCAUGGAUGGAGGAGUUUGGUCUGGGUCAGUAUGUGAAUAUGGCCAGACAGUGGGUCACUAGCGGUCAGACUCUACUCUCGGCCUCCUCACAGGACUUCGAGAAGGAGCUGGGAAUUAAACAUCCGCUCCACAGGAAGAAGCUCCAGCUGGCUCUUCACUCAUUCAGCACCAAAGUCACAGAGAAAUCCUCUGAACUGGACCACAUCUGGGUCACACGUUGGCUGGAUGAUAUUGGUUUACCGCAGUAUAAAGACCAGUUCAGUGAAGGACGUGUGGACGGUAGAAUGCUGCAGUACUUGACAGUGAACGAUCUUCUGUUCCUGAAAGUCACCAGUCAACUGCAUCAUCUCAGCAUCAAGUGUGCUAUCCACGUCCUACAUGUUAACAAGUUCAACCCCAACUGCCUCAAAAGAAGACCUGGAGAUGAGAAUAAGAUGUCGCCUUCUGAGGUUGUUCAGUGGUCCAAUCACCGUGUGAUGGAGUGGCUCAGAUCGGUUGACCUGGCAGAAUACGCUCCCAACCUGAGAGGCAGCGGAGUGCAUGGAGGACUCAUAAUCUUGGAACCUCGUUUUAACUCGGACACGCUGGCGAUGCUCCUGAACAUCCCGCCUCAGAAGACUCUGUUGAGGAGGCAUCUGGCCACUAACUUCAACACGCUGGUGGGCUCUCAGGCUCAGCAGGAGAAACAAGAGUACCUGGAAUCAUCAGGCUACACGCCGCUGACCACCACUGCUAAAGUCCGGCCACGCAAGACAGGUUUCUCCAGUUUUGGUCACCGUAAGAAGCGAUCUGACGACUCCACAGACUACAUCUGCCCUCUAGACACUUCACAAGCCCAGGCCUUGCUCAACGGGGCCAGCCGGCCCUACAGCGGCUUCAGGGGCCUGAGCCCCAUCUUCGACAGGGACCCAGAGAGACGGGUGCAGGUGGGAGCUCUACAGAUCUGACGCUCUACUAGCUGUCACCGCUGAGCUUGCAGACAAUAACCCUCCACCCAUAUCCCACAAAACCACAACAACCUCCCAACGACACCCUGGCUAUGUUCAGUGCCAUUAAAUAACAUCCCAGCAUCCCUCACUGAUGGACACAAGACCUCAGUAUGGACACUGCAGGAAGACUUGGAUCCAAGGGUUUAUCAUCUCACAAAGGCAGCAGGGUUUAGCAGAAUAGUGCCAAGUAUCCUGUGAUGGACAGUCAGACACAUUCAACUUUAUAGCAUUUUUUUGUGAAUUGUAAACAAAAAAUGUAUUAUGAGAUUUAUCUAACAAGUAUUCCAUUUUUGUAACCUAACAUCUGUGCUGUUUUAAAAGACAGUGUGUACAAUCUCGUGCAAUAUUUGCAUUUUUAGGGAUUAAUUUAAUGGUGUAUUUAUGGUGAAUUUUUAAAAUGGCAUACAGACUACUAUUAAAUGUUCAGCAACACGUAUUAAAUAAUCUGAUGAGGUUAUUUUCAUACAAUAAAAUGCACAGGAGUAUUUUUAUAGGUAGAUAUCUUGCCUCUUCAGAUAAUGUAGCGACAUAUAAUCCAAAAUAUUGUGACAUAAUCAAUAAACCUCCUCAAUCACA
This is a messenger RNA of Carassius auratus (goldfish), 3446 nucleotides long. RefSeq names its product PPFIA binding protein 2b (gene ppfibp2b). The transcript has 26 exons. Gene Ontology annotation, biological process: neuromuscular junction development. Gene Ontology annotation, molecular function: protein binding. The record is from RefSeq and is a predicted model, not a curated record. NCBI's taxonomy places the organism in Eukaryota, Metazoa, Chordata, Actinopteri, Cypriniformes, Cyprinidae. Bases 99 to 2828 code for a protein of 909 amino acids. Gene Ontology annotation, cellular component: presynaptic active zone.